AUCCACGUUUUUAUUAAUGGAGGAAUCGAUAAUGCAGCAAACACUGGCUGCGUCAUGCUGACCGCCGGAGUUGUCAAAGUCUGGUUUGACAGCUCAAGAAAACCAUUUUGAUCGAUCUGUCAAAAAUUUUCACAAGUAUGGCGACGACUCGACCCGCGUGAUCGUAAAAGUUUAUGCGCGUAGCUGUUUUUUCUAUCUUUUUCUUUUUAAUUCGCACAAGCUGGAUAAACAUUUCGCAGGCCCUCUAGACAACACGCCCGAGCCGAACAAUCGGCGAAGAACCUCCCCCGGACGCAGAAAAGUGUUAAAACUGAUCAGCAGGCUCUCUCGGAACACGUCCGAGUUGUCCACGCCUCCAAGAACCUCGGCCGGACGAAAACAAAGUGCAAAAGCUGUCCAGCAGGCCCUCGUGGCAUCUCGCCGGAGUUGGCCAUUCCCUGGCGAACCUCCACCGGACAAAACAAGUGUCCCGCAGGUCCUCUCGGAACACGCCCGCGUUGACCACUCCUCGACGAACCAGAACCGGACAAAAAAGUGUAAAAGCUGAUCCGCAGGCCCUCUCGGAACACGCCCGAGUUGACCACUCCUCGAAGAACCUCGGCCGGACGAAACAAGUGAUAAAGCUGUCCCGCAGGCUCUCCCAGGCGAAGCUCGACCUGAAGUUUAUUUAAAUUAUUUGCGAAAAUGCCCCGAAAAUGUGCUGUUAUAAAAUGUGGAGCAAUGGAAAGAAAAACCGACACUGGAUUUUACAAAAUUCCUAAGGGGGACCUUGCCAGAGAAGUUCUAAGGCGAAAAUUGUGGAUUAGUGCGGUCAAUCUGAAAGUAGAACACAAAGAGGACUUUGUUUGUGGCCAACAUUUCCAUUCAGGAAAGCCUGCUCCUCCUAACGAUAUAUCAAAUAUCGAUUGGGUUCCUUCAAUAAAUCUAAAUCCUGUGGAUACUUCUCUAGAUUCUUCUCCAGAUUGGGCCUCGGACAAGUGCGAUGAAGAGUGGCUCGAAGAGCACACUUCACAAGAUGCUCCUCAAAAUGUGCCCGACUCGGAAUACCUUUUCUAUGAUGAUGGACCUAAUGAAGACACCAACAACAAUAACAUUACGAACCCUUCCGAGCUUGAUCAAACAAACAUCAGUUUGAUCCACGAUGAACAGCUAGAUGAUGUUAAUCCGGAGGACAUGCAUGGAGAAUUUGACGAAGCUGUUCCGGAGGACAUGAACGUUGACGACCAAGAAAACGAGGAAAACAUUUCCAGGGAAAAUGUCUUGGGGUUACUCCGACAGAUACAACAGUACAAGGAAGAACUUGAGAAAAAAGACGCUGAAAUUUGCUCGCUGAAGAAAACGGUAGAGAAGCAGAACAAAAUUCUAGAGUGCUUUCGGUGGGAUCUUAAUUCAUUUCAAGAUAACGACCGCAAGGUUACACAUUUGACAGGAUUACCGAGUUAUAUUACCUUAGCAGCAGUGGUUGAUUUUGUAAGGCCAGGAAUUAUGGUGUUUUCUGAUGUUUUGAGCAAGGAGCAAGUUAUAAUUAUGGUACUUAUGUACAUUAGGCUAGGUCUAUGCUUUAGUACAUUGUCAGUUUUGUUUCGGGUCUGUACUGCCACGGUAACCCGCUACUUCUAUUCCGGUUUAUACUCUAUGUACAUGCAACUUAAAGGUUUAGUUAAGUGGCCUUCGCCUGAUCUGAUAGCAUCGAACACCCCCGCUAAGUUUCAUAAACUUUAUAAUGCACCCAUAGCUGUUAUACUCGACUGUUUUGAGGUGUUUACCGAGAAACCAGGAGUUAAAGAUGCAAUUGUAAAGAUGUACAGUACGUACAAACAUCAUCACACAGUUAAGGAGCUAAUAGGGAUAACAUCUUUUGGGUCCAUUUCUUUUAUUUCAAAACCCUACUCAGGUAGAACAUCUGAUAAGUAUUUAACUGAAACCUGUGGUUUUUUGGAAAACCUACACAAGGACGACAUUGUUUUAGCUGAUAGGGGCUUCACCAUAAGGAAGGCUGUUCAGGACAAAGGAGCUAUUCUCAAGGUACCCGACUCAUCAAGUAAGAAAAAGCAACUUAGCUCGACAGCAAUCGAAAGAACUCGUGCUCUAGCAUCCAUUCGAAAUGAAGUAGAACGUAGCAUAGGAUCAUUACGACAAAAAUCUGGGAUUUUAAGCACACGUCUUCCAAUCACAUUGUUAAACCACGAGCACAACGGAGUUAAUGUUUUGCACAUGAUUGUCACUCUUGCUUGUGCACUUUUUAACCUGUGUCCGUCAAUAAUUUCAUCAACCUAAAUGUCAGCUAGAUGUUAGAAACGGAAAUAAUAAAACAAAAGUCUUUACUUUACCUCAUAAACAAAUAUCUUUGCUACAUUACAAAAGCAUUUUUGAAUUAGCAAUUCAGCUUAAAACACAAAAGUUAGGUUUAUAACGGGAUAUGUUUUAAUAUCGGAGUACAAAGUUUAGUCAAAAUGAUCAGGCAAAUUUGGUCCACUUAGAUUGUUUUGCUUGAAUUAUUAUGCGCAAAUCUUUAUCUUA
Messenger RNA from Culex pipiens pallens (northern house mosquito), 2520 nucleotides. RefSeq lists its product as uncharacterized. The transcript is spliced from 3 exons. Lineage: Eukaryota; Metazoa; Arthropoda; Insecta; Diptera; Culicidae. Bases 685 to 2277 code for a protein of 530 amino acids. The record is from RefSeq and is a predicted model, not a curated record.